GCAAAGACCAUAUAGUAUAUUCCCAGUUUCUACUGUAAUAAGGGGUCUUGUGGAUAGUCUGUUAGAUAUUGCUCUGUCCUAGUCUGAUGAAUACCACGAGACACGCCAAUACUGGAGACGUCCUAAUCGUGAGCGACAUGGACGAACUUCUCAGGCCAGGAGUGAUGGUCCUCUUGCGACAUUGCCGUGUCCCAACUCGUCUGACACUUCGCACCCAAUUUUACUAUUAUUCAUUCCAAUGGCGUCACCGAGGUCUUCAGUGGGCACAUCCAGAUGCAACACUGUAUCGAGGCUCAAGCACUAUCAUGCCCAAUGAUUUACGACAAGGCUUACUUGGCAACGAAUGGCGGCCCAUCGCGGCCGUUCGUCGCUGAUGGGACAGAGGCACUCUUUGGAACGCAGGUUGGCACUGUUCCAGUUGUUUCGCAACAAUAGCCGAGAUGCGUACCAAAAUGAACAGUUUUUCACACCAAGGGUGGAAUACUGCAGAGAAUCGCGACCUAAAUACAUUGUUGAAUCGUGUCCGACACGGUCUUGAUUUGUUCGGUCGAACGAAUGAGCUGUAUGACAAGAUCGAAGACAACAAAGACGUACCUGCUUAUAUUUCUGAACAAUACGAGCAGAAAGGCAGAUUCAGAUAUCUCAUGGAUCGUGAUCGGGAAGAUGUGGGGUUCGAUGAUGUUUCGAAUUUGACGUAGUCGAAGUAGAUUGUGGAAGGAGGGUAGGAGAUCAGGAGUCAAAUCUACUCAAUCGGAUUGAUUCCUGGCUCGUGUGGAUCUCCGCGAGCAGUCAAGUCUAAAGCGGAGAUGGUUUGGGCACAGGGAUGAUUUGGCCUUCAAAGGUUCACUUUCCAAACUCGAGAACAAUCUGUUCAGCCGGCUUGUGGAAUUCGUGCUCAACGUCUGCUACAGCACAGACAAAAGAGCAGCUUGGUUCCAAACGAGUGCGGGUAUGUCGGCACCAUUUGAUCAGCGCGACACGUAUUUCUUGGACAAGCUCGUGUUGUCUGUUGGAACUCAUAAUCCCCGCG
Aureobasidium pullulans EXF-150 is the source of this 1030-nucleotide messenger RNA. RefSeq lists its product as uncharacterized. The record is from RefSeq and is a predicted model, not a curated record. The transcript has a single exon. NCBI's taxonomy places the organism in Eukaryota, Fungi, Ascomycota, Dothideomycetes, Dothideales, Saccotheciaceae. The annotation marks the transcript as partial.